Messenger RNA from Colletotrichum karsti, 4101 nucleotides. Its product is annotated as Urb2/Npa2 family protein. Gene Ontology annotation, cellular component: nucleolus. The transcript has 3 exons. The coding region runs from base 1 to 4101 and encodes 1366 amino acids. Gene Ontology annotation, biological process: ribosome biogenesis. NCBI's taxonomy places the organism in Eukaryota, Fungi, Ascomycota, Sordariomycetes, Glomerellales, Glomerellaceae. The record is from RefSeq and is a predicted model, not a curated record.
AUGGAUGUGGAAAUGAAGGAUGCGAGUCCCAGCCGGUCGUCUGAGACUGUUACGGCAGACAGGGACUUGGUGAAGACAGUGCGAUCCCUCGACCAGACCGGCCCCGGAGCCAACGGCGAAAACCUCGAUCGAGUAUGGAAACAACUCACGUCUACCGGCCAGAGCCAGUUCUCUGCUGCUGAGGAGAGUGUUUUGCGAUGGCUCCUCAAGACAAUGAAGGCGACCAAUGACGAAGCCGAAACCGUUCGACGAUUCCCCUUGACAUGGCGACUUCUGGGUUGCUCGUUUCAAAGAGUACCGCUUUUCUCUCUCGCCAAAUCUCUCGCCGAUCGAAAGUUUAUGGCUGUUCUUCAGCAAACCUUAAAGGGCGUCGCGAAGCCCGACACCGAGACCGAAAAAUCAGACUCUUCCAAGUCGAAGAAAAGGAAGAGAACGAGCGUCGCCAAUUUCAAACUGCAGAGCCUUAGAUCCGCUGAAGGCUGCCUGUCGACUGGUGAAGCCAUCUUUGGGGCGUUAAAGGUUUUGCUUGCACGAUUGGAUCCGGCAGCGCAGUGGUCCGCGCACGACAGGAUGGGAGCGGAACACAUCAAGGCUUUGUUCGCACAGCCUGCUGCCGAAGCCGUCGAGUACCUCGCACCUCUGCUGUCUCUUUGCGACUCGGCUCUGGCGACCUCUGAAACGGAGACAUUCGAAGCUCAGGAGUCUUGGGCCAGAAUCUUCUCCGCUACAUGGGAUCUCCAUCUUCAGGGUAGUGCCGACGCUCUCGAAGUAGCCACGCACUUCUCGCGGACUUCCUGUUCGAUUCUAGGAAAACUUAAAGACGCGACCGCUGUCAACGACCAGGUCGCGAAAUUAUGGAAGCGCGACCUCGAGAAGUUCCUGCAGCGCAAUCUCGUCCUCCCUGCUAGAUCGGCAUACUUUAAUAAGAGUGACCUUGAGACCAUCACUCGAUCAUUCAGCAUGGUGCAGAGUAUUGCCUCUGUUUCAGUGCCAAUUCUUUACGGCUUGGUUUCGUCUGCCCCACAGGUUGUGGGAGGACUUACAACUACAAAGGCCAACGAGGCAUGGUUGCAAGAAGCGUUUAAGCUCUCCGAACGCGCAAACAGACAACUGUCUAGUACCGAAAAGUCGCGUGUCAUGUGUGCCAUACUUGAGGAGGCCAUCGCCAACAAGAGUCCCAUUUCUCUCGAAGAUUUGCGCCUGGUGUGCAGUAACUAUGCUCUCGUUGGCAGCGCUAGCGAAACCGAUUGGCGCCUACUUUCGCUCGUCGCCAAAUGCGAUGCAGAUGUUUUCCAGCAAGCCGAGGAGGGCCAGGAACUGUUCGACCAAGUUUGCGACAGAAUCACUGCAGCUGGCGGCGAUGCCAACGAGGAGACUAUGAGCGAGCUGAUUGCAUCGUUAAUAACCGGGUUUGAGAAUGUUCGCGAUCUGUCGACUUUCCUGAAGAAGUGGUUUGGCCAGCUGUCAAAGUUUGAAGAUAAGGCCUUGCGUUCCGGCGAUCGGCCAGUAUGGUUCACCAGGGUACACCGCAACGCGACACUCAUCGGUGGCAUCGAGAAGUCGUUGACCUCCAAGCAACUGGUCAACCUGCUGGAAUGGAUCGAAAGUGAGGAAACGCUGCGCCCGGCUGCGAUGUUCAUCUUCCUCAACACCAUCGCCACUGCAGUUACCAAGGAUGAAUACGCUGAUGCGGUCGGCACCCGCUUGUCCGACCUAACUCUGAAAGCGUGGUCCUCUGGCAAAAUCCCUGCUGACAUUCGCUCUCUACGAUGGAGGAUUAUCUCGAAGACUGUCUCGUGGUUGGAUUAUGAGGGAUCUAUCAAGCUUUGGGAAAGCGUACGUUCCGAUCUCACGAAGGCACUGCAGAAAGCCAAGUUCGACGACGAGGACACCAGUGAGGCGCUGGAGUGCGCUUACCAAUUCUGGCUGUCCAUGCAUCCAGAUGGCCGUGACCAGGCCGAUCUUGUUUCUCUGCUUACGACUUUUGUGGAGAGGUUGCUGAAGAAGGUGAAGUUGGACGAUGUGAAGAGUCUGCUAGAGUCAUCGACCUCUUCAGAGACUGCAGACGUGCCUAAGUUCUGCGCAGAGUACCCGUUGACUGCCUCGAGGCUCGUCUCUCUUCUGUCGAAAUCGGCUACCUCUUUACCAGACUACCUGCAACAAGUGCUCGGUGGCAAAAGCGAUAGCGAGAUGCGUAUGGCAAGCGCUCUUCACGCCAUCUUCUCUAACGAGAACAACCUUCGGGACCGAAAGCUGACAGCUGGCGUCGUUGACUACACUAUUGAAACGAUCGUCCAGUCCUGCAAAAAGUCCAAUCCUUGGACUGACAAGCGAAGCAGGACUGCUUUGGUUGAGCUUUCAAGAGUGCCCGAUGAAGCCUUUACAAGACAGCAAAGGGAGCGCAUCAUGGAAACUCUGAUACCAAAGAUCGAAGCCGCGAAGUCUAUCAGCCCGUCGGAUUGGAACUUGGUUCUAGGCCUCCUCGGCAAGAUCAUGAAAAAGCCGACAUUUUACCAGAACAUGGCACUGUCCGACCUCCAUAAGAUCGCGGCGCUCUUGACAACAGCCUGCAGCAACAGCGAUUCGAGAGCCGCCCUAGGGCUGUCGCAGCUUCUUGAGUACGUGUCGACGGCCACUGUUCGACAAAUCAACGACCACCAGGAGUACCGUACGCAGUACUUUGACAAGGUCUCUAGUCUUCUGGAAGAGGUCACCAACGAUGGAUCCUUCGUGCACAUGACUUUAGUCAAUGCACUUCUCUCUGUCGCAACACCUGAUACAAGCGCGAAGGAAAAGUCUGCUGUCUUUGACGUAAAUGGGACUGCCUCUACACUGGGACAUAUGGUUCAAGAAGCCCUGAGUGACUUUGCGAAGGCAUGGCGAAAGCAGAAGUUCGAUAGGGCUUCGGUCAAUCGAGUUCUGAUUGCGCUCAACGCGGCUGAAGCCCUGCCAGACUCUGUUGUCGGAGAGAUGAAGGUCAAAGUGUCCCAGUUGGAAGAAGCAAGCCAGCAGGCCAUCACUAAUGGUUAUUUGAGCGGUUGGAAGCUGCGGUCAUUCCUGAUCAAGCGUUUCCCGUCACAGCUCGCGGACUCUCGGCCCAAAUCAUUCAACCAGCUCUUCACAAGCGCCGUGGCUGUCCCUCUCCCCAGUGGGCCUGCACCGGAUCCCCUGGCCGACUUCAACCGUCAAUCUGUUCUAGAAGACUGCGUUGACGCUGUGAUUGCUGGUAUGGAUCACGACAGCAAGGUUGCGUACGUCCAAAGCCUUCUCGAGGGCGUUCAAGAGGACUCCGCUGCUGAGACUGGUGUCUCUACUGAGGGACAACUGCUGGCGAUCCGCCGCGUCAUCGCCCAAAUGACGGAAGCACCGACAGGCUUGGAGAAGUCCAAAACUUUCGACCUUGCAACAGCACACGGCACACUGAUCAGAUACCUCACCAAAACAAAAUCUGUUCGGGAAUUCGUCAGAACUGCCGAAGUCCUCCAACAACUCCUGGACGUUAAGUCCAAUUCCAUGACUCAGUGGAACAUCGAGACCACCCUUAGCACAGCUGCCGUCAUCGUGGCAACCGACCCCGCCAACCUCCUCGACGCUUCCUCAAGCAUUUACCAGUGGCUCUGCAAACUGAUCGAGGUCAUCAUCAAGAAACAUCGCCUUCGCCUCGAGGGCCACUACCACAUCCUCGUGGCAACCCUCGAGGCCCUCCUCGGUGCACUGGCACGGCAGCAAUUGUCAACAUCGACACGGGCUAAGCACGCCGCGCACUUCACCCGACUUGUGACCCUCGUCUGCGAGCCCGCUGCCGCGGCCGUCUCGCGCGUUCAGCACCUCAGCGCCCUUGACUCUGCCACCGACGCGGCCAAGAGGUCUGCCGGCAGGCACAUGUAUCUGGUUCUUAUGGCGUAUGUCAAGAUGCAGCUCGAUGUCGAUGUGCCGCGUGACGUGCGCGAGGCACUGGAGCCGGGUAUGAACUCCGUGUUUGAUAUCACGCCGCCUGAGGUGAGGAAGAUUCUGAACGAUAGCAUGGAUGCUAGUGGGAGGGCUAUUUUGAGGGAGAUGUACAGGAGAUACACCAAGUUUGGAAAGUGGACCGGUGUGUAA